Molecule: messenger RNA, 613 nt
Organism: Arabidopsis lyrata subsp. lyrata
Lineage: Eukaryota; Viridiplantae; Streptophyta; Magnoliopsida; Brassicales; Brassicaceae
Exons: 1
Coding region: 87-563 (158 amino acids)
Source: RefSeq, a predicted model, not a curated record
UUAAAAGCUUAUGCAGAGAGUUUUGCUAUUUUGUGUGGUAACUGGUGAGAGUUCAAAAUCCAAUCUUUUUCUCUCUUUCUCUUAAAAUGCUUCUACUAUCUCCGAUCUCUGCCUCUCUUCCACCGUCGUUUCACCGGAGAAAUUUGAUCCGGCGAUCAAUUAAGCCGUUAGGUAAGGUCGUAGCAAAGGCCAAGGAAAAUACCAACACUGGCGGAGUUCUGGAGACGGCAGCUAUAGUCGGUGGUUUAGUUUCGACACCGGUUAUCGGAUGGUCCCUCUACACUCUCAAGACCACAGGUUGUGGCUUACCUCCAGGACCGGCCGGUUCAAUCGGAGCGUUGGAAGGUGUGAGCUACUUGGUGGUGGUUGGCAUCGUGGGCUGGUCUCUGUAUACCAAGACAAAAACCGGGUCGGGUCUGCCAAAUGGGCCGUUUGGUUUGUUGGGUGCGGUAGAGGGCUUGUCGUAUCUGUCGGUUCUAGCCAUUCUUGUGGUGUUCGGUCUUCAGUUCUUGGAUAAUGGGUCGGUUCCUGGUCCACUUCCUAGUGACCAGUGUUUUGGUUAACCACGUGUAAUGUCGUAUAAAUAAAGUACAAAUUAAUAAUUGCUUUCAUU